UUUAAUUCUCUUCCAUAUUUUACUACUUUUUUUUUUUUUUUCUGAAAAAAAGAAAAUAUUAAAUAAAUUUUCAUAGAAUUCAAUCCCAAAUCUUCUUGCUCACGAUCCAGUUUUCAGAUUCUAUUCUCUGUUCUACUAACACUAUUAAUUAAACCCAGAAAAAUAAAAAAGAAAGUUGGAUCAGAAUUGACCAGAAGUGCCAAAAGAGAGAAUAAAAAAAGAGAGAAUUCAACAAGGCAAAAAGGAAAAGGAAGAGAAAGAUUAAAGAAAGAAAAGAAAAUUGCUUUCUUUGUUUGGAUUGAUGGAUGCCUGAUUUAUUUAAAGAAUUUAAAGAAAAGGGCUCUGAUUACAUAGAAUUCAGGGCAUGGCUUUGGGUCCUGAUGCCCUCUGGGGCUUUUUUUUGUUUUGGAAAAAUCAAAGGUUCUAAUUGUUGGUGCCGUGGUGCUUGAAGAUUAUUGACUUUGGUGAAGCAGUAUGAAGAGCACGUUUAAGGUAAAAAGGCGAAGGAGAGGCAUAAUUAGGCGAGAUUUAGGUAAAAUAAUGAAGUGCCUGUGUUCUGGAGAGCUAUCGAGGCCAGUAGAUGAAAUGGUACCUUCAUCUGAAUCUCUUGCAAAUAAGGAUUACUCGUUGGGUGGUUAUUCCUCUAAAAAUGGCGAAGCUGACUCAAAGCCAGAUACCUCUACUAUCAAUAUAGAGGAAGCGGAAUUAACUCUUCGUGAACGUGGUUCUUUAAACUAUGAGGAAGCAAGAGCCUUACUGGGAAGAAUUGAAUAUCAAAAAGGAAACGUAGAGGCUGCUUUACAUGUAUUUGAAGGAAUAGAUAUUGCUGCAGUAACUCCCAAGAUGAAAGUUACUCUUUCUAGAAAAGGAGAACACCGUAAAAGAAAUUCACAAAAUUUUGCUACCCCACCAAUGUCAAUACAUGCUGUCAAUUUGCUAUUGGAAGCAGUUUUUCUAAAAGCAAAAUCACUACAACAUCUUGGGAGGUUUAAUGAAGCUGCUCAAUCUUGCAAAGUUAUUCUGGACAUUGUUGAAACUUCAUUACCAGAAGGCUUGCCUGAAAACUUUGCUGCUGACUGUAAAUUGCAGGAGACCAUAAAUAAGGCUGUUGAGUUGCUUCCAGAACUAUGGAAACUCGCUGAUUCCCCACGUGAAGCAAUCAUGUCAUAUCGGCGGUCUCUCCUCCAUCAUUGGAAUCUUGAUGCAGAAACAACUGCAAGGAUUCAAAAAGAUUUUGCCAUUUUUCUUCUGUACAGUGGAGGUGAAGCAAGCCCUCCAAAUCUUCGCUCCCAGAUGGACAGUUCAUUUGUACCUAGAAACAAUGUGGAAGAGGCUAUACUUCUGUUAAUGAUAUUACUAAGGAAAGUUUCUCUUAAAAGAAUUGAAUGGGAUGAAUCGAUCUUGGAUCACCUUUCUUUUGCCCUCUCAGUGUCAGGGGAUCUAAAGGCAUUAGCCAAUCAAGUUGAGGAGUUGCUUCCAGGUAUUGUUGGUCGGAGAGAAAUGUAUUAUAUGCUCGCUCUCUGCUAUCAUGGUGCAGGUGAGGAUUUGGUUGCUUUAAAUCUACUCAGGAAAUUGUUACACAGUAGAGAAGACCCAAAAUGUGUUCCUGCCCUAUUAAUGGCAUCAAAGAUUUGUGGGAAUACUCCUACGCUUGCAGAAGAAGGAAUUAAAUAUUCUCGCCGAGCCCUUGAAAACUUGGAGAGUGGAUGCAAUCAGUUGGAAAGUAUUACCAACUGUUUGCUAGGUGUAUCACUGUCAGCACAUUCUAAAUUACUUAUUGCCGAUUCUGAGAGAAUUCUAAGGCAAUCUGAGGCACUUCAGGUCCUUGAAUUGGCAGGGAAAACAACACAGAUUCAAGACCCGUAUAUUCUUUACCAUUUGACCCUUGAAAGUGCAGACCAAAGGAAACUAGAAGUGGCACUUUUUUAUGCAAAGUGCUUGUUGAAGCUGGAAAAUGGAUCUAAUAUUAACGGAUGGUUAUUGUUGGCCAGGAUCUUAUCAGCUCAGAAACGAUAUGUGGAUGCUGAAACUAUUAUCAGUGCUGCAUUGGAUCAGACUGGGAAAUGGGAUCAAGGAGAAUUGUUGAGAACUCGAGCUAGACUUCAAAUUGCACAGGGUCAAUUAAAGAGCGCCAUUAAGACAUAUGGACAGCUUCUCGCCAUUCUUCAAGUUCAGACUAAGAGCUUUGGUUCUGCAAAGAAGCCACUUAAGGGCAAUGGAAAGCCUAUUAGAAGUUUGGAAUUGGAAGUUUGGCAUGAUCUGGCUUCUGUCUAUAUAAGCCUAUCCCAGUGGCACGACGCCGAGAUUUGUCUUUCCAAAUCCAAGGCCAUCAGUUCUUACUCAGCUUCUAGGUGCCAUACUGCCGGUGCACUUUAUGAACGGAAGGGCCUCCACAAGGAAGCUCUAAAAGCCUUCACUAGUGCCUUGGAAAUUGAUCCCGCCCACGUCCCGAGCCUGGUAUCUGGAGCUGUGGCUCUCAGACGGCUUGGUAAUCAAUCAAAUGAAGUAAUCAGAGGCUUUCUAAUGGAUGCUCUGAGGCUGGACAGAAUGAAUUCAUCUGCAUGGUAUAAUCUCGGCUUGCUGUAUAAAGCGGAGGGCAGUGCAUCCUCGUUACAAGAAGCAACAGAAUGUUUCGAGGCCGCAACCUUUCUUGAAGACACAGCGCCAGUUGAACCUUUCAGAUGACCAGCGUUACUAAGAAACUGUAGCUCUGUACGAACUGUGCAUUCUUGGAUAUAUUUUGCGGAAUAUGUAUUUACUCAUACGAGUUACUGUACAUUGUAGCAUAUAAUGCAAUAGGAAUAAAAGUGGGAAAAUCUCAAAUCUGUAUGUGCAUUUUGGUUGCAUGGUCUUAAGAUCAUUCGGCUGUCCAGGACGGAUGGCUCGUCUGAAUAUAGGCAAUCUAGAUUAGCUCAGAUUAAGCAAGCGCGGCUGCUUCGCGAUAUUGUACCAAGAGGAUUUAAGAAGAAGAAGAAGAAGAAAACAAAAGAAGAAGGUUACAUCCGAGGGUGGCUUAUUGGGGAGGAUUCAUUUUUCCCAACAAUUAAAUUUAAGCAAAAUAUAAGGAAAUGGAAAGGAAGUAGGGUUUGUACUGGACAUUACAAGCUUAUUUGAUCAUUUCUCAACUUCAUUA
This is a messenger RNA of Ricinus communis (castor bean), 3133 nucleotides long. RefSeq names its product protein NPGR2. Lineage: Eukaryota; Viridiplantae; Streptophyta; Magnoliopsida; Malpighiales; Euphorbiaceae. The coding region runs from base 475 to 2685 and encodes 736 amino acids. Gene Ontology annotation, molecular function: protein binding. The transcript has 6 exons. The record is from RefSeq and is a predicted model, not a curated record.